Molecule: messenger RNA, 1463 nt
Organism: Anneissia japonica
Lineage: Eukaryota; Metazoa; Echinodermata; Crinoidea; Comatulida; Comatulidae
Exons: 5
Coding region: 136-1146 (336 amino acids)
Biological process (GO): regulation of apoptotic process
Molecular function (GO): protein binding
Source: RefSeq, a predicted model, not a curated record
CAAGACCAAAGACAAACCCUAAAAAACCAACUUGUUGGAGCAUACGGUAUUACAAUAUAUCUCUCUAUUUGGAGAUUAUUUACUUCAGUACCUCACUGAAAACAGCUCGCAGAAUUUUAAGGAAUAUAUUUCAAGAUGGCUAACAAUAUCACUGAUGGCACUUUCAGACAGCUUUUGUCAGUUAUUUCAGAAUGGUAUGACCAGCAUGGAUACAUCAAUAUGCUGAAAGUUUUGUACAGAGAUCUCUUGAAAAACCAUUAUGAGUUGAAUAAGGCUACCAAGGUGAUAGACCUAAUGAAUUUGUUGAUUGCUUCUGGACAUUUAGACUCAACAUAUUUCAAUCUUCUAUAUGAUACUAUAAACAUAACAGAGCAAUAUGGCUUAGAAAGAAAGAUCAAAGAUAUACUGCCAGAAUUUCAAAAUGUUAAAGAUGUAGCAAUCUCAAAAUUCACGUAUCACAGACGAAAAGUUAUGAAGCUUGGAAUGGUACUGAUUGAUGAAGAUUUGAAAAAGAUCAGUGGAUGGUAUGAACCAGCAAAGGAAUAUGCAGACACAUGGAGUUUGAUUAUGGAUCUGGAGCACAACAUGAUAAUUUGUGAAGGAAAAAUGGACGCCUUCAUUAAAAAUCUAAAUACCCUUAAACUCCAAAAUGCUGUUAAAGCUUUAACUGAAGACAUCACAAAUGCAACUUCAAACUCUGGACAUGGUGAAGAAAUUGCUGUGAAAGUAAUUCAGAAACGCAAAGGAGAAUCCUGUGAUUCUGAAGGACGACCAUAUAAAAAGUAUGCUCUUAAUUUGUUAAAUGAACUUGAUGAAAAUAAAGACUCCCUAACUUUAAAGGAUACACCAGAGUUUUUUGACAAGUUUGAGAAACUUAUUAUCUAUUACAAACGUUAUGGUUUAACAUUAACCAAGGUUGAGAAAGGAUCAAUAGUAUUUUACCUAUCAGCAAAUGAUCCUAAUGCUUUGAUGAGCCUAUGGGAAAUACAUUCUAGUGGAAAGCUCAUCAAAGAUUUGGCACAAAUAUUAGUCCCAGAGGAACAUCAGCAAGAGUUCUUAGAUGAAUGGAUGACAUACAUUGAUGACAAUGAAUACAAAGCGGUGCUGAGUAAACUGAAAGAAAAAGGUGAGAAAAUAAUGAAAUGAAUUUAAGACAAUUGGAUAAAAUGUUAAAAUUAUGUUUCUAUUAGAAUGAAAAGCUUUUCAAAGAAAAGGCUGUGAUUACUAUGCAAGUUCGUCCACUUACGCUGUCAUAGGGGAAAUUUUCCCGUCCCCCCGGCAAAUCCUGGCACUACUGCUGCCAUCUAGUGCCCACAUACAUUUUCCGUUUGCUAAAAAUCUAACAUUUAAUAAUGAAACCAUAUCUUGCAACAUUGGGUUGGUUAAGGUAUCUCGUAAUAUUAACAAAAACCAAAUUUAUAGACCUUAUGCAUAUAUACAUGCAUACCUGCCAACCUUUGAAA